Adelges cooleyi (spruce gall adelgid) is the source of this 780-nucleotide messenger RNA. RefSeq lists its product as uncharacterized. The coding region runs from base 67 to 780 and encodes 237 amino acids. The transcript is spliced from 13 exons. The record is from RefSeq and is a predicted model, not a curated record. Lineage: Eukaryota; Metazoa; Arthropoda; Insecta; Hemiptera; Adelgidae.
UUUUAGUUUUAUUAUACUACCAUACGUAAUACUAGUUUUAAAUUUUCAAUUUAUCAGUUUGUAAGAAUGUAUUUAAAACAAAUUAUUGUAUUUACGUUUUUAUUUUAUCACUACACGACAGCGGAUAAUAUUUCAACUCCGUCUACGAUCACGACUACGGCUAAUGCGUGUGUAUAUGACGAUGAGGAUAACACGACGAAUGAUGGCAUUGAUGAAAUUAAUAAUUUGAUUUCAUUAGGAAAUCUAGUCAGAAGUGACGACCAAAAAUCUAAGAAUAAAGGCGAAUUCGUUGCUGACAUUUUUUCACCCUAUAACAAUAUUGAAGACGAAAUAAACGAAUACUCAAAUGCUAGUGGGAAUUUCUAUGAUUAUAAAAAACCGCUUGUUGACUUUAAUGAGGAGUCGAUUAUUCCUGAGAAUGAAUACACAAAUUAUGGCACUAGAACUACUGGCAAUUAUGUACUAACGCUUGAUAACUUAAAUGAGGAUUCGAGUGAUGAUAAGUCUGACUUUGGCCAAACACAAUUUGGCAAUCACAGAAGUUAUGAUGAGAACGAAAAUCCGGUUUUUGAGAAUAUUUACCCUGUAGGCAAUACAAUCGGUCGGUUGGAAAAGUCUGAUUCGAUUAAACGAUCUGGCGAAAAUGAACCUCUAAAGGACGAUGAGGAAAACUCAGCGAGUGAUGACACUUCUGCCGAUGAUGUACUAACGAUAUCCAACGAAGAUGACGGAUUCAAUCCUUUUUCUAAUACAGACUUUAAAAACAAGUAUAGUGUAUAA